This is a messenger RNA of Engraulis encrasicolus (European anchovy), 3171 nucleotides long. It is a transcript of the gene tcf7l1a, whose product is annotated as transcription factor 7 like 1a. The transcript is spliced from 12 exons. Bases 662 to 2470 code for a protein of 602 amino acids. The record is from RefSeq and is a predicted model, not a curated record. Gene Ontology annotation, biological process: generation of neurons; canonical Wnt signaling pathway; regulation of transcription by RNA polymerase II. NCBI's taxonomy places the organism in Eukaryota, Metazoa, Chordata, Actinopteri, Clupeiformes, Engraulidae. Gene Ontology annotation, cellular component: beta-catenin-TCF complex; chromatin. Gene Ontology annotation, molecular function: RNA polymerase II cis-regulatory region sequence-specific DNA binding; DNA-binding transcription factor activity, RNA polymerase II-specific.
CAUACUCGCAGCCCCUUUCUUACCCCUAGGUCAAAGGGGCUAUUUUCCCCAAGACAAAAAACAAACCUUGUGGAAAACUUAACUAGCACAAUCUAAAACGCACCACGGGAAUGGAUCGGCAACCUUAAAGCUGGAGGGUUUUUGUUUUCGGAUGUAUCCUUCGUUCGUCGGUCAUGCAGAUUGCUUGUGAAUCAACAAGUAAAUGAGUGGAGCAGAGAAGAAGCAGCAGCGCUGAAACUUUUUUGGACAGGGACGCGAAGACUUUAGCGGCACAGCAGACGGAGGACAGAAACUUCUCGGGAGGGAGAUAUCUGCUUCUGCAGACGUGCCAAAUCGAGGACGCAUGGAUUUCAUAGGAUGACUUUUUACUUGUUCAGUCAUUCAACGCGCGUAGACUACGAACGACCAAGAGACGUAAAGAGAGCACGGAGGCACAAUCUCGCAUAUUGCUCAAACUAGGGUACAACACGAAAGUGUUGUGCUUUAAGUGCGAAUAGCCUACCUAUUCUAAGCCAUCGCCUACAUCGCUUUUUAUUUUUGCGAGUCCACCAUGAUCAUGUGGUGAUUUUGAUUCGGGACACCGAAGUUUUGGGAGCCUUUCCAAUACGGAUAAUAAUAUCUCCAGAACUCCAUAAAAAGGUUUGGAUUAGUUUUGAUCAAAAUGCCACAGUUAAACGGCGGUGGAGGAGAUGAUCUUGGAGCAAAUGACGAACUGAUUCCCUUCAAGGAUGAAGGCGAACAGGAGGAUAAAAUAUCCGAAAAUGUAUCGGCAGAGAGGGACUUGGACGACGUGAAGUCGUCUCUUGUGAACGAGUCCGAAAACACUAGUAGCUCGUCAGAUUCAGAGCAAACGGACAGGCGCCCACUGCCAAGACCAGACUUAGAAAGUUACGAGAGACACAGAGAAUACUUGGCAGAAGCUUUGAGAAGACAGCAAGAUGGAGCGUUUUUCAAGGGCCCCGCUUAUCCUGGCUAUCCGUUUUUAAUGAUCCCAGACCUCACCAACCCAUACAUUUCCAACGGGUCCCUGUCACCAAGUGCGAGGACGUACCUGCAGAUGAAAUGGCCUCUCCUGGAUGUCCCUGGAGCGGCCACUCUCAAAGACUCCCGAUCUCCUACCCCAGGGCACUUAUCCAACAAGGUCCCAGUGGUGCAGCAUCCCCACCAUAUGCACCCCCUCACCCCUCUCAUCACGUACAGCAACGAACACUUCUCCCCCGGCACCCCUCCCUCCCACCUCUCCCCCGAGAUCCUAGACCCCAAAACAGGUAUUCCGCGGACGCCCCAUCCGUCAGAGCUCUCCCCGUACUAUCCCCUCUCUCCUGGGGCAGUGGGGCAGAUCCCUCACCCUCUGGGCUGGCUGGUUCCACAACAAGGCCAACACAUGUACUCCAUCCCCCCAGGCGGCUUCAGACACCCGUAUCCAGCGCUGGCCAUGAACGCCUCUAUGUCUAGCCUGGUCUCCAGCCGUUUCUCGCCCCACAUGGUUCCCCACCCGUCCCACGGCCUGCACCAGACGGGCAUCCCGCACCCGGCCAUCGUCUCGCCCGCCAUCAAGCAGGAGCCCAGCGGGGACAGUGGCGGCGGCUCGAUGCAUGGUAAAUCCUCGGCGUCGGUGAAGAAGGAGGAGGACAAGAGGCCGCACAUCAAGAAGCCCCUGAACGCGUUCAUGCUCUACAUGAAGGAGAUGAGGGCCAAGGUGGUGGCCGAGUGCACCCUCAAGGAGAGCGCCGCCAUCAACCAGAUCCUGGGCAGGAGGUGGCACUCUCUGUCUCGGGAGGAGCAGGCCAAGUAUUAUGAACUGGCGAGGAAAGAGCGGCAACUGCAUCAGCAGCUAUACCCCGGAUGGUCGGCCCGGGAUAACUAUGGAAAGCGAAAAAAGCGAAAGAGAGACAACAAGCCUGAAGAUUCACCAGCGGAAUCCUUCUCCCCUCAGAGCAAGAAGCCGUGCGUGCCGUACCUGUCCUCCGAGAAGAUGCUGGACAGCCCUACCUCCUCCCACGGCAGCAUGCUGGAUUCCCCGGCCACCCCCUCGGCCGCCCUGGCCUCCCCCGCGGCCCCCGCCGCCACCCACUCCGAGCAGGCCCAGCCCCUGUCCCUCACCACCAAGCCCGAGGGCCGCGGAGCCCACCACCAUCACCACCACCACCACCACCACCCCCACCACCCUUUCUCCUUGCCGGGCAAAGCCUCUGGCUCCACCGGCGGCUCGACCUCUUCCUCUUCCUCAUCUUCUUCCUCUUCCUCCUCCACCCCAUCCUCCAUCCAUUCUGCUCACCACGGCAUCUCACUCCACCUGGGCUCGGCCGGUAGUCCGCCCGCCGGGCUGUUGACCAGGCCCAUCCCCUUCACCUCUCUGCCCCCCUCCAUGCUCUCCCCGGGCUCCCCCUACCACCAGGCAGCUCUGCAUUCCCAUCAUGCACUGCUACAGACGCAACCUCUCUCCUUGGUUACCAAAGCGACGGAUUGAAUCAAAACAAAAAUGGUCUUUGUUGUUGUUUGUUGUUUUUUUCCUGAAUAAUAGAAAAAAAAGAGAAGAAAAAGUUUUUACCGCUGUAUAUUGAUUGCUUUUUACCCUUUUUAUAGAAAUUAGACCAUUUUUAAAAAUAGUUAUGAAAAGGAAUAAUUAUUGGUCAAUAUUUGACCACCCCUCUGUUUUUGCUUCUCUCUGUGAAACAAAGUGUAUUUUUUUGUAAAUUGCCAUAUGGUUACCUUUUACAAUUGCAUUUCUCCAAUGUUCUCCUUGUAAAAAAAAUGACAUGUAUAAAGUUCCCCCUACCACCAUUUUGUUUUUUGUUUUUUUUGUUUUUGUUUUUUUUAUUUCAAGGAUACCAUUUUGUAGUUUUUAGUUCAAUCUAAUGGUAGUUCUCUCAGUUGUAGGAGUUCUCAGUACUGCCUUUUUUCUGUUGUUAUACUUUUUGUGAACCCACCUCAGCCUUUCCCUAACCCCGUUGUGUGUGACCCUCCUAAGGCUCCAUAGAUAAUAAAAACCAAGUUAUUUCUAAAGGCUCCAUUGUGUUUUUGAGAGAGAGGAACGCUUCAUGUGAUUGCAACCUGAUUGCUGAGUAACGCCACUCCCGUAUUACAGUGUGUGACAUUGCUCUGUAAAUCAAAUUAGGAAUCCUCUGACUAGCCUUUUCUGCUGGCAAUAAAUAUGUUAACCCCUAUGGA